AAUGAAUUAUCAAAAAGCAAAAUAUAUUCAGGGAGUAAAUACAUCCUUCCUUACUAGACGUAAUUUUGGAUAUAAUCAACGACCCCAACUAGGAAAUAACUAUAUAGUAGGUGCUCAAAUUGAACCCGAAUGGAUUGUUCAGAAUGGCUAUGCAUUCGAAAGGGAAGAAAGUGGAAAAUAUAAGAUAAGAGGCCUGGCUAAUGAAAUUUUUGAUAGGCAAGUUAAAAUAGCAGAUGGCACUGAGAGAGGAACUUCAGUAACAGAAGAAGAAACCUCAGUACCUAAUUAUAAGGAUAUUAAAUCAUCGCAAAAGGGGAAAAGUACCAUAAAAACUGGGGCUAAAUAUUUAAAACAUUCGUCGGCCGACCGAACACCGAAUGAAUAUAAGUUGCAGUCCAAAGAAAGUACAACUUCCGAUAGAAAGAUUGUUAGGUCAGAACAAAAAUCUAGAAAGCUUCCGAUAAAGAAAAAGCCCGGAACUUCCGCUAUGAGAACUACGGGAAAUAUUUCGACAAAGGGGUCUGAAGAAACUGAAAGUAGUUAUUCUACUGAUAGGAAAACCUCCGAAAGUAUUAGUCAUGACUCUUCAAAAAAUGACUCGACAUCUACGUCUGAAGAAAGCUAUGAAACAAAAUCUGAUAGCCCAUCAUCGGCAACAUCAAAGGAAACAUGUGACGUAGAGAGUUCAAAUAGCCAGUCAACAGUCGACAAAGUUGUCAAGAGUUCCAAAAAAAGUCAUUUUCGUAACGAAUUGAAAGGUCAUUCAUCCAGCGUAAUGUCAAGCGAGUCCCUAAAUGAGACAGAUGAGAAUGAAACGUUUAGUUUAAGUGAAGAGAAGUCAACUGGAAGAGGUUCAGGUAGAGCUAAAGUCAAUGGAUAUAUUAUAGUGGAUCAAUCUAGUAGUAAAGAAUAUUUCUCAGAAAAAAAACCCUAUCGUAUAAGAUUAGGAGAAAGAGGAGACGUUUCAAGGCCAAAGAUAAUGCCUCCUACCGUUAAAUGUAAAGGGGAGAGGAAAAAAGUUCCAAAACACUUUCGAAAGACCAAUAUUAUUGAUAAAGAAAGUUCUACAGCAAAUUUUUCGCACUCUAAAGUAAGGAAAGGGUCGAUAAGAUCGCAAAGUAGCGGCAGUUGUAGUUUGUCAUCUACCAAUUCGUUUAUAGAAACUUUCUGGGUGUCCCGCCAAGAAACGACUGACAGAACUAAUUCGAGUGUAAGAUAUAUGUCAAAAAAUGAUACAGAAUCUAGCCUUGAUCAUGUAAAAUCGACAAGGAAAGUUUUAUCAAAUAUUGAUUGCAGCCAUGAGACGAGGAGUUUUCAUUUUCCUAGCCUACGUUAUAAAGAAAGUUUCUAUCCAAAUGUUAUUGGCGAAUUAGAUGACCCAAAUAUGUUUUUAAAUGGAAAAUGCACAUAUACGUGGGCGAACAAAACGUUUACACCUAUGCCUCAUCAUCCAAAUUGCUGUAAAAUUAACACUAAUUGCGAAAAAUUAAAUAAGAGCUCAGAUAUUGAUGAUCCAGCAUCUUUGCAGUUGAAUUCUUCGAAAAUUGAGUGUCAUUCAAAUAUAACUGAGAGCUCAAUUUCUGCACUCUCUAUUGUUGACGAUAAUACCAGCGAUGAUAAAGCGAAUCGCGAUAAGGAUGAUAAGGAUUGUACCGUUCCAUCCUCAGAUAAUGAACUGGAAUUAGAAACGGAUGGGGAAGCAGCUACUUCUCACGAUACCGACUGUAGAAAGAAGUUAAUUGACAAACGCUUAAUGGAAACGGAAGUAAACGAAAUUUCAAUAUUGAGCGACACUAGUAAGGAAGAACAAGCUAAAUAUAUAAAAAAGAGCUAUAUUAGAUCUAAAUGCUUUUCAAGACGGCUUAAAAAGAGGACAGAGAAGAUUUUCGGUAAUUUAAAUAUAAAAAGACUUAUUGACAAGCUAUUUAAAGAGAAAAACGAAUAA
Molecule: messenger RNA, 1945 nt
Organism: Dimorphilus gyrociliatus
Lineage: Eukaryota; Metazoa; Annelida; Polychaeta; Dinophilidae
Source: the annotation of a GenBank genome assembly